CUAAGUGCGAUGUUUUCAGUUAGAUUCUGAUCAAGAACGAUCUAUCUUUAGUACGAUACUGCAGGAUGGAUCGAUCAUGUUCAUUCGGAACUUGCGUGAAAUUUCUUUCGAAAUGAUUGGACCUGAAUCUAAAAAUGAGGUCAGAAAGUCUUGAUUCAUUUGAUUUGUUUUUCCGAGCGCAGACUAUUGUAGUAGGAAGGCCAGAGACGGCUUCGAAGCAACGCCAGAAAAGAUAAUUUUUUAAAAAUCGCCAGCCACAAUGGUAUGAUAGAUAUUGCGAACAUUAUCUGAAACUACAYGUAUUCAUCGUGUCGAUCAAGUAUUUUAUUUUUUAUUUCAUAAUUCUUUUUACGGGCUCGGUAUCUUUCUCAUGGACAGGUGUGUUGUAAAUGGAUCACGCAUUACUGCCCGACUACAACAAACGAGUCCUACUUUUGUGACGRCAUUCAGCUUUGUUCAUUGAAUAUUUGGGAUUUCAGAACACAACUUUUCUUYUCUUGUGGYAAUGGUGCUGGGCGUAUCCCUCUGUGUUACUUCCCAAGUCGCAACAAACGGCGGUCGUCAUCGAUGUCCGGAACGUUGCAGUUCCCGUCGUGGGYAACAUCGAACAAGACCGAGGUGGAAAAACCCUUUUGCUUGGCAAUGGCCCUGACCUCCUCCACCAGAGCAUCGCUCGGAUUGGGCUGGCGGGUGAAGAUCCAUAGACCGGAGUUGUUGAUCCCGUCGCCGGUCUUGCAGCAGGGGGAAUUGCCGUCGGCCCCGCAGCCGGAGUUCUCCCCUUCGACGAGGUUGCUGGGUUGUCCGCCGGAGAUGAGGGCGUAGCCAUCGUCUCCCUCUCUAUAGUCUACGAYCCAGUAGGGGCCUGCAAAGUAUUUCGGCAAAAARCAGGGUGCAACCUUGAGCUGGCUGGGAAUAUUGCGGUCGUAGUCGGCGCAGAGGUUCCCCCCAAUSGAGUUUCCCGACUCGUUUUCGGCGUAGUUGAAGACAUCGACGGUGUAGCCCCACCAGGAUCGGGGUCUGAACCAACUGAAGGCUGUGUCUUCCUUGCGCUUGUACUGGGCGGUGACACAUCGGUUUUGCUCGCGGCUGGUGUACGUGUUCUCGGCCUGCUGCUGGACGUACCAGGGGGCAGAGGCGUACUGAUCAAGAUCAAAAUUUUCGACGGUUGUCACUGGAAGGCAUGYCUGUGCACUGACGCUGGCUCCCGAAACAGCGAGUGCGAGAGCAGAGAUUASUGGAUUGGUGUAUUUCAUUGUGUUUGGUUUGUUAUCUGCUGGAUGGAAUGCGUUUGUUCGCGAUGCUUUUGGAAUUGUGGGACAAUGUGGUUUAUGAACUCAUCGCGAAAGAGACGACUGCUGUGGUCCCUUGCCAAGCUUUUUGCAAAGAGCCAUUAUUCCACUUGAUSUUGUCGUGGGAGUUAUUGCUACCGUUUCUAUUUUGAGUUCCCUACUUGUAUCGYACAACUAUGCAUUCUC
Pseudo-nitzschia multistriata is the source of this 1475-nucleotide messenger RNA. The record is from the annotation of a GenBank genome assembly. Lineage: Eukaryota; Bacillariophyta; Bacillariophyceae; Bacillariales; Bacillariaceae.